AUGUCCCAGUCGACCGCCGACACACUCCCCCCUCAGUCCCCCCAGAAUCGUUUGGCUCAAACAACAGCUGCUGUUUCAACCUCCUCGCUGGCCACACCUCAUUCGUACGUUCUAGCCUCCCGCAAACCACAGAGUUCCGCCGUGCUACAGGGUAGUUUAAUCCCCCGAGACUACUUGAGCUCGUUAUCCAGCUCGAAGCCGACGCCAGCACAGCAGAGUAAGAUCGAGGACGACGACGACGACGACUUGUAUGGGAAGGCGCCUACACCUCAUGAUUUUGGAAAGAGACUCGUUAAACACACACCGGAGGGUGAGGCUGCCCUGACACGGGAGAAGAGCAACGACAGCACUGCGCCGUUUAACGAGCAGGAGUCAAGCGUAUCAUCUGGUUCUCAGGGCCAAAAGGACCAAGGGGUUACAGCUCUCUCUGAAUCCCCAAAGUCGUACGCUUCUUCCUCGACCAGUGUGCACCCACCAAAUAACAUGCCGCGGACAUCCUCCAUCGACUCUGCCAUAUCUAAUAUCUCCAACCCUUCGCACGCCCAAAGACAUCCUGGGGACGUCAAGGAACCCACAAGAGAUGAAGUGCACAAUCUCAUUGCCACGGCUGGGUCUGCGGAGAAUCUAAUCCAACACCUCCUCAAGGAUAAAAGUCACGCUGCGGCUCAAAAUGCCCAACUGUGGAAACUCGUUGACAAGCAGAGGGCACUCUUGUUGGGUCUGAACAAAGACCUCGAGCGGUUGACGAAAGAGAGGGACAGAUACAGGAAGAAAAUCAAGGAACUGCAGCCUCAGCCCUCUGCGUCGCAGGCGGACCGUCUCCGGCAUGAAGAAGGAAACUCGCCUCAGUCCGAGGGGGAAAUAUCGAUCGUCCCCAAGGAUUCUGGACAGGGAACAAGCUUUAGGGCAGAAGGGCACACUCUGAGCAAUAGCGUUGGCACUAUCCAGAUGCAGAGCUCACCCAUCGAUGCUGCCAUGAUGCCAUCACCCCUUCACCUACAGCAGCAGGGACCAAAAAUGCAGAGCUUGGCCACUCAGCUGGCACAACCCUCGUUUGCGCUCACCGAGGCAACUCCGCUCGCAGAGAAGCCAGCGAAAUCUUUCCAGGCAUCCAGGAAAGCACCGCCCAAACCGCUUGACCUGCGCCCAGCAAAAGAGGACUUGCAAGCUCACCAAGUCAUAGUCCCGAACGAGGCGAUUGUCAGUGGGGACGAAGACGAGGAAGAGCGGGAACAUGUCCAGAGAGGGCGAAGGAAAACUCGUGAGGAAGAUGACCGAGACCGCGAACUUCUUGCCCUGAAAGAGCAGGAAGCGAGAAGUCGGUCUAAAAAGGAGAAAAAGGCAAAGCCUGAAGGAGAACAAACCACUGCCCCGGAUCAGAUGCCUCAUCCAGCGGCUGUCGCUGAAGUUAGCCAACCCUUACCUUUGAGACAAGAUCACCUUUCCCCUGCCUCGAUCACGUCAGGCUCAACAGGAUCUUCUGCUCAACUAUCGCUACCUUUACGAAGUCCCGGUCUUCCAAUGAGCCCUCGUCCUAUGAUGGGAUCUGUGCUUCCCAUGUCGCCACGUGCUCCUGGAGGUAACUUUCCACUUUCACCUCGCGCGCCAAAGAUGCCUUUACCUAUGCCAACGACACCUGGUCAACAAGCACCUAACCCCCAGAUGUUGGCACAAGCACAAGCGGCUGCUUCUGAUUCUCAUAAGAAGACAGGUCCUUCGUCCCUGUCGAAGAUGAACACUACCGCUGGUGCUGAGUUGGAUCGAGGUCAGAUCCAUGAGUCUCCCCUGAGUCCGGGUGACGUGCCGGUAGUGAGUCGUGGGCUUGUUGAUCCGAGUUGGCCUGACCUGCUACUGCCACCAAACGCCUUACCCUCGAUCCAAGUGAAAGUCGCUUCUUCUCGAUUGCGACCCUCGAGAAACAGCAUGCUGGGACUGAGGAUGCCAGAGGAAAACGCUGUUUUCAGCCUAUCGGUCUUUGAGCGUGCUACAUCAUCUGAGCUUUGGCGCGUGGAAAAAAUUCCCACUUCACUUCCAAAUCUAGAACAACAACUGAGAUCUCAUUGUUCCGAUCUACCAAAACUUCCCGACCGAAAACUCUUUUCAGGUCACUCACCCGCUGUUGUUGACUCGAGAAGAAAUGCGAUUAAUGACUACUUUGAAGACUUGCUGGAUACCCCUAUGGAUGAACAGGCAGCUGCGAUCGUCUGCCGAUUUUUGUCGGCAGAUGUCAUGGAACGCCAACUCACCAGCAUCUCACAUGAAAAAGAGGAUGCACAAAGCAAGCAGGCACCACAAUCGCACUCGGGCAUUCCAACCAAAUCCGGAUACUUGACCAAAAAGGGAAAGAAUUUUGGAGGAUGGAAGUCCCGAUACUUUGUUCUCGACAGUCCAGAGCUGAGAUAUUUCGAAGCACCUGGUGGUGCACACCUCGGUACAAUCAAGUUAUUGAACGCCCGCAUUGGCCGACAAUCACAAUCCGAGCCCUCCUCUAAUGCAGAGGUGGACUCAGAAAACCAAUACCGUCACGCUUUUCUUAUCCUCGAACCCAAGCGCAAGGACAUGAAUAGCCAUGUUCGUCAUGUGCUUUGCGCCGAAAGCGAUGCUGAGCGGGACGAAUGGGUGGAGACGUUGUUGCACUACAUCGACGAGAGACCCGUGGAGCCAAGACCGCAAUAUGGGGCGGGCAUCCAGUCUUCGCACGCCAAGGAGGUGAAAGGGCCUCAAAGAUUGGGCUAUGAAGACGCAGAGUCUAAAUCAAAUGGAAGUCCACACACCCAUAGCAACACGCCUUCACCCUCGAUCGCGUCUAGCCAAACCCCGGAACUCCUCCAGGAAACUGCGCAAACCUCCAAACCGUACAAUAUCUCGGGCCCCAUGAACGGCGCUGUCAUUUCGGAUGCUGGAAGCUGGGGCAACAAAUCUGCGAGUAACAAUAGUGGGAGCAAAGAGCGUGAGCAGAAGAAGCGCAACCUGUUCCAUUUCCGGAAGCCGUCAUACGAGCAACUAGCCACGGCGCAACCGGCUCAUCCCAAGAGGUCGGAGCUCAAUGCUCACCGAGGUGGGCACGUUAGACCGGUGUUCGGAAUGCAACUCCAGGAGGCAGUAGAGUACUACUCACCGGUGGACGCGGAGGUCUAUCUUCCAGCCGUGGUGUAUCGCUGCAUCGAGUUCCUUCGCACCAAGAAUGCUGCCAAUGAAGAAGGCCUGUUCAGACUUAGCGGGUCGAACAUUGUGAUCCGGCUGCUCAAAGAUCGGUUCAAUACAGAAGGUGAUGUUGAUCUCCUGGCUGAAGAUGAGGACUACGAUGUGCACGCUGUAGCCUCGCUGUUCAAAACAUAUCUACGCGAACUACCGUCGACGAUUUUGACCCGCGAAUUACAUCUUGAAUUUCUGAAAGGGCUGGAAUUGCCAGAGAAGUCACAAAAGAUUGCGACAUUCAACGUUCUGGUACAUCAACUCCCGAGUGCGAAUUUCUCCCUGUUGCGCACGCUUUCACAGUAUCUGCUUGAGGUGGUGCAGAAUUCGGAACGGAACAAGAUGACCAUCAAGAAUGUUGGAAUCGUGUUUUCUCCGACCCUCAACAUCCCGGCGCCCUUGUUCGCCUUGUUCCUGACGGAUUUUGAGGCGAUAUUCGACAAACCCACCGACGGGGAGUCUGUUCGGUCGACCGAGAUUGAGCGUGGGGAGGGGGCACUUACGCCAGAAGACAUCCGAUCUCCGCGACGGCAGAUGUUCACUGACUUGCCGACGCCCAUGUACAAUCAAGACAGUUUUGCUCACAAUGCCCGAGUUACCCACGCAAGUGCACGAGCUGAGUAUCAACUUGAUCCCUCGCAUGACCUGGGAUUUGCACCGAUCCAACCAUCGUACGAGUCUCGCCAAUAUGUAUCGAUUCCACACGAGAUGCCGAUGAGCGCACCCAGAUACCCGCCACCACAGCCUCCCCAGCAAUAUGGGGGAAGCAGUCAGUACGGAGGCUCAAACAAUAUGAUGGCUCCAGAAAACGCAGCCAGUGCCAGAGCACGACGCCGCGAGAGCUCGAUGUUGUUCAUGUGA
Fonsecaea nubica is the source of this 4056-nucleotide messenger RNA. RefSeq lists its product as hypothetical. Gene Ontology annotation, cellular component: cytoplasm. Gene Ontology annotation, molecular function: phosphatidylinositol binding. NCBI's taxonomy places the organism in Eukaryota, Fungi, Ascomycota, Eurotiomycetes, Chaetothyriales, Herpotrichiellaceae. Gene Ontology annotation, biological process: regulation of GTPase activity; signal transduction. The record is from RefSeq and is a predicted model, not a curated record. The transcript has a single exon. Bases 1 to 4056 code for a protein of 1351 amino acids.